UAUCGACCAUCAUCAUCAAGUCUUAAGUUCAAAGCUAACUCAUGAAACUCACACAGAACACAACACAAGCUAGUUGGAGUGAGAUAUGUUUGGUAUCCUAUCAUGGAUGGGACGAUUCUUCAUCAAGUUACAAGGUAAGGAGUGGAGGAAAAGGCAAAUAAGAAAGAUAACAGAUCGAGUUUUUGACCGAGUAAAGAAUCCAGCACAAAAUAAUUUGAGAUUUGGAGAUCUGUAUAUUGCUAUUUUACUUGUGUACAAUGAUAUCAACAAGUAUAUUCCCGGCCCCCAUUUUGAUCCUCCGUCAAAAGACAGAAUAAAACAAGUCAUCACGUUCUGUGAUGACAACGAGGAUGGCCAAAUUAACCGUGACGAAUUUUUUGGUUUCUUCGAGCAAAUGGCACCCGAAACAUUCAAUGUUGUUCGAAGAAAACUUGUUGCCACUUUGGUUGCAACACCAACAGUUGCUGCAGUAACAAAGAAAGCUACUGAACGAGUCCCAGUUGUUGGGAAACUGGUGCAAUGGUUACCCAAAGCAGUUUAUGCUUUCCUUAUGACAAUUGCAGCUGUGUUGUACCAAGAGGAUUCUGCACACUAGCCACUUCGCACAUGUUUUUUUAUGCAGAAUGAUAUAAUUCUCUUGAUUGUACUCAUUGGAUGGACACUGUUUCCAUGUUACUGUUUCCAUGUUGUUUAAAAAAUGGCAGUUGAUAGAAACAAUUGGUUCCGUAUGGUAUUUUCGAAGAAAGUCCAAAUCUUGAUUUUUCUGUCAAUGAAAUUGCAAAUUAUUUCUUUUCCUUGA
This is a messenger RNA of Glycine soja, 799 nucleotides long. RefSeq lists its product as uncharacterized. Gene Ontology annotation, molecular function: calcium ion binding. Bases 86 to 595 code for a protein of 169 amino acids. NCBI's taxonomy places the organism in Eukaryota, Viridiplantae, Streptophyta, Magnoliopsida, Fabales, Fabaceae. The record is from RefSeq and is a predicted model, not a curated record. The transcript has 4 exons.